AAAAAAAUGCAGGCAUUACAGCUCCGCUGGCCACGAGGCAUGGGCUAGGGACGUGUUGGCCAUCCAACUAUUUUUAGAUAGGAUGGUGAGCGGAUUUGACCAGAGUUCGACAUUUAGAGCAUUUGAUUAUGAAGCGGUUCCCUGUCGUAUGCAAAAAGGAUCGUAUGAUUGUGGCAUACAUGCGUAUUUUUUCAUUAAGACGAUUCUCGAGGAAAGGGAGAUAAUGCAAGUUGAAGCCUUGCACAGGGAGUCACAUAUGCUACGAGCAGGACUUGCUGCUCAACUCAUAUGUGAAGGGCGUGAAGGGAAAAAACUGCGGUUGAAAUUAGACAGUGAUGAUCCAGAAUAUUUUUUGUACUUUGGGGGUAGUGAUGUACCUAAGAUUGAGUGGAAGUAUUAGACUCUACAUUAACUGUGUCAUUUGUUUAAACGUGGUGAUGUACAGGCUAACCAGUUUACUAGCUGUGUGUGACAUUUGUUGGAUUGCUGUUGACGACUUUUGGGGCUGUUACGCGAUGUUUUAGUAUGCCGUGUGACUUUUGAGUCUUGUAUGUGACGUUUUAGUGUUCUGUGUGACUUUUGAAUAUCACGUGUGUCAUUUUAGUGUACUGU
Asparagus officinalis (garden asparagus) is the source of this 612-nucleotide messenger RNA. RefSeq lists its product as uncharacterized. The record is from RefSeq and is a predicted model, not a curated record. The coding region runs from base 83 to 400 and encodes 105 amino acids. Lineage: Eukaryota; Viridiplantae; Streptophyta; Magnoliopsida; Asparagales; Asparagaceae. The transcript has 2 exons.